Neocloeon triangulifer is the source of this 804-nucleotide messenger RNA. RefSeq names its product peroxiredoxin-6-like. The transcript has 5 exons. Gene Ontology annotation, molecular function: peroxiredoxin activity. The record is from RefSeq and is a predicted model, not a curated record. The coding region runs from base 89 to 748 and encodes 219 amino acids. NCBI's taxonomy places the organism in Eukaryota, Metazoa, Arthropoda, Insecta, Ephemeroptera, Baetidae. Gene Ontology annotation, cellular component: mitochondrion; cytosol. Gene Ontology annotation, biological process: cell redox homeostasis; cellular oxidant detoxification.
CACUUUGCCCUUGAGUCGAAACAACGCCAACUCCUUUUCUCUCUCUCGCGACGCAUCUUAAUUACUCGCCGCCUUUUGCUCAGUAAAGAUGCGUCUUGGAGCCGUCGUUCCCAAUUUCUCUGCCGACUCUACGGAGGGCAAGAUCCAGUUUCACGACUGGCUUGGAGAAUCGUGGUGCAUGCUGUUCUCCCACCCUGCGGACUUCACCCCUGUGUGCACCACUGAGUUGGGUAGAAUUGCGGUUCAUAAGCACGAAUUUGAGAAGAGGAAUGUGAAACUGCUGGCUCUUUCGUGUGAUAAACUCAAGUCCCACUGCGACUGGGUUAACGAUAUUAAGUCAUACUGCCUGGACAUCAAGGGCGACUUUCCGUACCCCAUUAUCAGUGACGAAGAUCGCUCCUUGGCCGUGACCCUUGACAUGCUGGAUGAAGAGGCUCGAAACGACCCCGCUGUUUCGAUGACCGUCAGGGCCCUCUACAUCAUUGGACCUGACAGGAAGGUCAAGCUUUCCAUGACCUAUCCGACCUCUACUGGUCGAAAUGUCGAUGAAAUUCUUCGUGUCAUCGAUUCCUUGCAAGUUGCUGCUCGAAAGCCGGUUGCCACUCCAGCAAACUGGACGCCCGGUUCUCAUGUCAUGGUGCUGCCCAGUGUCAAAGAUGAAGACAUCCCGAAACUCUUUCCAAAGGGCGUGGAUACAGUUAAGAUGCCUUCUGGGAUAAACUAUGUGCGCACCACAUUCGAUUAUUGAUACAGGAUAUUGUAAAAAAAUUCGCAUAUUAAAAAUAAAAUAUAAAUUUGAAAAAU